Messenger RNA from Schizosaccharomyces octosporus yFS286, 2641 nucleotides. RefSeq names its product dihydropteroatesynthase/2-amino-4-hydroxy-6-hydroxymethyldihydropteridinediphosphokinase/dihydroneopterinaldolase. The coding region runs from base 113 to 2419 and encodes 768 amino acids. The record is from RefSeq and is a predicted model, not a curated record. Gene Ontology annotation, molecular function: dihydropteroate synthase activity; 2-amino-4-hydroxy-6-hydroxymethyldihydropteridine diphosphokinase activity; dihydroneopterin aldolase activity. The transcript has a single exon. Gene Ontology annotation, cellular component: mitochondrial envelope. Gene Ontology annotation, biological process: tetrahydrofolate biosynthetic process. Lineage: Eukaryota; Fungi; Ascomycota; Schizosaccharomycetes; Schizosaccharomycetales; Schizosaccharomycetaceae.
UUUAUAUAUGUGUAUAUCAAACAUUUAAGAUAGAGUAACAAUCAGAUUAAGUAACAAACAAUGCAUAUGCACUACUGCACAAUAGAGGAAAUUCAUCUGAAGUUACAGUCACAUGAAUGGUAGCUUCAAUCUUUAUACAAAUCUAUCAAAAGUCCCUAAGCAUUUGUUACGAAACUUGAAAGGAAGUUUGCCAAGGUACCGGGGACGCAUAACAGUUUCUACUUUUCAGUCGCCCAAAAUAUUAUUAAGAUCAUCAACUAAUUUCAAGUGUUGGAACCUAAGGACAUUUUCAACCAAAAUGCUUUCUCCAAACAAAACUGGUUUUUUUAGAGAAUCCGAAGAGAAGUUCGAUGACAAUUACGAUAGUGUACUUGUGCAGAAUUUGCGAGCCAAUGCAAAGGUUGGCACAGAUCAGUGGAGACGCGCUGCCUCGCAGCCGGUAGAAGUUAAUUUACGUAUGGACCUUAAUACUCGAUUAAAUGGUGAAGAUAAUCAUGAUUUGAAAAAUUCCAUCCAUUACGGAAUAGCUUCUAAAAUCGUUUUGGAAACCAUUGAGAAAAACGAGUUCAAGGGCUUGCGAAACAUGGUUGACAUGAUUGCUAAAGCUUGCCGUAAUCAAUUUGAGUUCCGUGAUUUUUUUGUCAACGUUCGAUUACCCAAGAAAGUUUUGCGUUCCAGAAGCGGAUUGGUAUAUGAUGCUGAAAGACAUAAAGAUUAUCAACAAGACAGAGUCAGAAUUUUCGAUCUAGAGCUAGCAACGAUCAUAGGUAUUCAUCCAUUUGAACGAAAGGAGAAGCAAAGGUUAGGUAUAGACAUAUCUUUUAAUGUAGGCGGUGAUAAAGAAUUCGACUCUCUGGCGAUCUCUGAUUUGUGUCAUGAAGUUGCAAGUUUCGUUGAGUCUUCUAGUUUUCUAACUAUUGAAGCUUUGGUGCACAAGCUUUCCAAGUUUCUAUGCUUCAGCCAAUCAGUUGACUGCGUACAUAUCAAAGCAGAAAAGCCUAGUGCUAUAACAUUUGCAGAUGCUCCUGCUGUUCAAAUAUAUCGUUCAAAAAAGACUUUUUUGCAGGAUUCCUUUCUCAAGUGUGAGUCUAGCUUACCGAAGAUCGCUUAUAUAUCAUUUGGAUCCAACGUUGGCUCUCGCAUCAAGAAUAUAGCCACUGCCUUAAAGUGUUUUUCUGAAAUUGAAGAUAUUACUCUUUUAGACGUUUCACCCCUAUAUGAGACGAAGCCCAUGUACUACGAGAACCAAUCAUUAUUCAUGAACGGUGUUUGCAAGAUUCAAACGAGGCUGUCACCUUUCAACCUCCUUCGAGCAUGCCAAUCUGUUGAACAAAAAUUAGGCCGUAUUAAAUUGAUCGAUAAAGGACCAAGAUGUAUAGAUCUUGAUAUUGCGAUGUACGAUGACUGUAUCUAUGAGUCGGAGGACCUUACAAUACCGCAUGUUGGCAUGUUGGAAAGAGAGUUUGUUUUAAGACCAUUGAUAGCCCUGGAUUCUACUCUAGUACAUCCUGCUACCCAACAAUUACUGCUUAAGAAGCUCAACGAAUUACCAGAUCAGGGAGUUAAAGUUCAUGCCUCCUAUCUUAAUAAAUCUGUUACGGAAGGUGCUGUUAUAAUGGGUAUCAUCAACAUAACACCAGACUCAUUUUCGGAUGGAUUUUCUGUGACACUUAAUAAUGUUGUUGAGGUUGUGAAUGAGAUGGUAGAAAACGGAGCUUCUAUUAUUGAUAUAGGAGGCCAAUCAACACGUCCACAUGCUACUCCAGUAUCUUUAAGUGAAGAAAUAAAUCGGGUUGUACCAGCAAUUUAUGCCAUCCGUAAUGCGGGCAUUGAUAUUCCGAUUAGCGUUGAUACUUUUGAAGUUGAAGUUGCUAAAGAAGCAAUCAAUGCGGGAGCUAACAUUAUAAACGAUAUAACUUCUGGAAAGAAAUGCCCAGACAUGCUUUCAUUUGCUGCCAAAGCAGAGGUUCCGAUUUGUUUGAUGCAUACGAGAGGUACUCCUCAGACUAUGAAUUCCUUGUCUACUUAUGAAAAAGAUAUAGUUCAAGAAGUAUUCGAAGAAUUAAACGAAAGAGUUUGUGCUGCUAUAAAAGCGGGGAUUCCACGAUAUAACAUUAUUCUUGAUCCUGGGUUUGGAUUUGCUAAAAAAAUAGGACAAAGUACUUAUUUAUUACACAAAUUUGAACAACUCGUUAAUAAGCCCGAGUUUAUGGAUCUUCAAUGGCUCUCUGGUCCAAGCCGCAAAGGAUUUACCGGUCAUUAUAGCCAGGACGUAGAACCAAAGAAAAGGGUCUGGGGGACCGCUGCAGCUGUGACAGCUAGUGUACUCAAAGGUGCGAGUAUUAUCAGAGUGCACGAUGUCAAAGAAAUGUCUAAGGUUGUAGCAAUGGCUAAUGCUAUCAAGUUGUCUACUCCAUGAAAAAGGGAAAGCAAGCCUUGAUUUGAUAUUGGUAAGUUUUCAUGUCACUAAAAUUUAUAAUUGUUAAUUGUAAUUUUAUUCUGGUUUACAUAGCCAGUGCUAAUAAAUGUAUUAUGGUUGAAUGGUUCAAUGAGAUAUAAAAAAAGAAUAAAUUGGUUUGAACGCUCACUGGGCAGUCUAGUCUGUCAGGAAAGCUAAGCUCACUCCUUUAUGACACCUCUA